UAGCAACGGUCGUUUAACUUUUAAAGCGAGUUGUGCUGUGGUGACUGGUGAGUGUUUAGGCGAAGAGUGCUCUUUGUCUCCUGUCAGUCUCCAUGAUAAUCUGCAAAGCUUCAAGUUUCGCAUUAGAAAUUCCACUCUUCCUAAAAAAUGAAAAUAGUUAUUUUGUAAAACAAGUGAGGCUAUAUCAUUAUAAGCCCAAAAUAUGCUGUUGUUCCUCAAUUGAGGGGAACGCCGCAAGUAGUCAGUUGACUAGUACAGUUAUUGUUGAUGAUGAUGAUAGUAAAAAGAAGAAAAAGAAGUUGAAGUUGAAAAGAGAAGAAGGAGAAGGAGAAAGAGAAAGAAAGGUGAAUUGUGAAGUGGAAGUGGUAUCGUGGCGGGAAAGAAGAAUAAAUGCCCAAAUAACUGUCUAUGCGGAUAUUCAAUCUGUGUGGAAUGCUCUUACUGACUAUGAGCGCCUCGCUGAUUUUAUACCCAAUCUUAUUUGCAGUGGGAGAAUUCCUUGCCCUCAUCCUGGGCGGAUAUGGUUGGAGCAGAGAGGCUUGCAAAGGGCACUCUAUUGGCAUAUUGAAGCUCGUGUUGUCUUGGACCUCCAAGAAUUUCCCAUUUCUGCUAAUAAUCUCGAAUUACACUUUUCGAUGGUUGAUGGGGACUUCAAGAAGUUUGAUGGCAAAUGGUCCUUAAAAUCAGGAACAAGGGCCGGAACGACAAUGUUAUCAUAUGAAGUUAACGUAAUCCCAAGGUUCAACUUUCCAGCUAUUUUCUUGGAGAGGAUUAUUAGAUCAGAUCUUCCUCUGAAUCUUCAAGCUUUGGCUGGUCGAGCUGAGAGAACUUUUGAGGGGAAUCAAAAGACAUCAAUUGCAGAAAGUGGAAAAUCCAUGGCCAUAUCUACUUUUCAUGGCCCGGGAUUAAAUGGUUCUUCUUGUGAGAAGAGAAAUAUGUCGGCCGGAGAUUUAAAUGAAAGUUAUCAAAGCUCACAUUUUGGUCCUGUUCCAUCAUCUUCAAGUGACCUAAAUACCAAUUGGGGUGUGUUUGGGAAAGUUUGCAGCCUCGAUAGACCUUCCAUAGCGGAUGAAGUUCAUCUGCGCAGAUAUGAUGGUUUAUUGGAAGAUGGAGGGGUUCACCGCUGUGUUGUUGCUAGCAUAACUGUAAAAGCUCCUGUUCGUGAAGUCUGGAAAGUUUUGACAGCUUAUGAGAGUCUUCCUGAGAUAGUUCCCAACUUGGCUAUUAGUAAGAUUUUAUUGCGAGAAAACAACAAAGUCCGAAUACUUCAGGAAGGAUGCAAAGGCCUAUUAUACAUGGUACUUCAUGCACGUGUUGUUCUAGAUUUAUGUGAACAUCUUGAACAGGAGAUCAGUUUUGAGCAGGCAGAAGGGGAUUUCGACUCCUUCCAGGGAAAAUGGCUUCUGGAGCAAUUAGGAAGUCAUCACACACUACUGAAAUACACUGUUAAUUCAAAAAUGCACAAAGAUUCCUUUCUUUCAGAAGCUAUCAUGGAGGAGGUUAUAUAUGAAGAUCUCCCAUCAAAUAUGUGUGCAAUUCGAGAUUACAUUGAGAAAAGGGAAGACAAAAUCUCAUUGGAAAUGCAUCUUCUAGGACAAUAUUCCAAGGAAUUAGAAUCAUCUAAUUGUGACAUCGAUACUAAAUAUGGCAAUGCAACUGGGGACAUUGUUGAUUUAAAUAACCCAAACUCGGUUAGACAAAGGCCUAGGGUGCCAGGCUUGCAGAGGGACAUUGAAGUUCUCAAAUCUGAGCUUCUGAAAUUUAUAUCAGAGCACGGGCAGGAAGGAUUUAUGCCCAUGAGAAAGCAGCUUCGUAUGCAUGGUAGAGUGGAUAUUGAGAAGGCCAUAACACGCAUGGGUGGAUUUAGAAGGAUUGCUUCAUUGAUGAAUCUUUCUCUCGCAUACAAGCGCCGGAAACCAAAGGGCUACUGGGACAAUCUCGAGAAUCUGCAGGAAGAGAUUGGUCGAUUUCAGCUGAGCUGGGGAAUGGACCCCUCAUUUAUGCCAAGCAGAAAAUCUUUUGAGCGAGCUGGGCGUUAUGAUAUUGCACGAGCUUUGGAGAAAUGGGGGGGACUCCAUGAAGUUUCUCGUCUUCUGGCACUAAAGGUUAGGCACCCUAAUAGACAGGCGAAUGUUAUCAAGGAUAAGAAAAUUGAUUAUACAACAUCUACCAAUGUGGAAGGGGAAGAUGGUAUAUCAAAAACAUAUGUAUCACAAGAUACAGAAAAAUGGCUUACGAAACUGAAAGAUUUGGACAUUAACUGGGGUGAAUAAAAAUGCUGUUUGAUUGCCCUUCAUAGUAUCCGUCCCUUGGCUCUUCUAAUCUUUUCUUCUUGCAGCCUCUCUGCUACAUUAUUCCAUGAUUUGAUACGUCAGAUCUCUUUUUCCAUGCAACAUGGAUAAUUUUCCCAAGCAUUUAAGCUGCAAAUGAUGCUUGUUGUAUUGUGAUAGUCUAAGAACUGAAGAGAAAUGCCUUGUAGAUUUUGAAAAUGAUAAGCACUUACUUUUACUGA
Messenger RNA from Ricinus communis (castor bean), 2512 nucleotides. RefSeq lists its product as uncharacterized. The record is from RefSeq and is a predicted model, not a curated record. The transcript has 10 exons. Lineage: Eukaryota; Viridiplantae; Streptophyta; Magnoliopsida; Malpighiales; Euphorbiaceae. Gene Ontology annotation, biological process: regulation of photosynthesis, light reaction. Bases 93 to 2273 code for a protein of 726 amino acids.